AGGAAGAGGCACUACUGCACUUCCACAGUAGUUUUACCGUCUUGCUGUUCAUGUUAGGCUGGCGUGCUAUGUUUCAGAUUCACCAAUGUUUUUUCCCUGCAUUUAAAUACACCGCAGUGUGGCUUCAUCACCAUGACGCAGGACCGCUCCAGUCCCCAAGUACGCAGAUGCGGAGAGACGUGAAGCAGGCAGGCUCCCUGAUGUGGCCAACAACAGAGGGAUUUAUCGUUAUGUCGGGGGAAGAAGAUAUGAAAAUGUGAUUGUAAUUUUUUCUCCAAUGGAACUAUGGGAUUUAUUUUGGUUGACAAGCAGGGGCAUCAGAGUCAGCGGAUGGUUGUCUUCGGUGCCAUCUUCCUCCUCACAACACUGCUCAUCCUCUACAGCUCCAACAGCGGUAACCAGCUGUACGGUGCUGUAGGGGUAGGGAACUAUCACUAUGUGUCCAAAAACACAGACCUAAGAAGAUGGGCCACAAGAGAUGCAUACGUCCCAGUCUAUGGAAACAAGACACUCUUGCUGCGCUGUAGCCAGUGUGCCCUGGUGACCAGUUCCAGUCACAUGCUAGGCAGCGGAGUGGGUCCUGAGAUCGACCGUUCAGAGUGUGUGAUUCGUAUGAAUGACGCCCCCAUCUCUGGCUUCGAGAAAGAUGUGGGGAACCGCACCACCCUGCGUGUGGUGGCACAUUCCAGCGUGUUCCGUGUUGUACGCAGACCCACCGAGUUCCUCAACUUGUCCACAGACAUGUCCGUCAUCUUCUGGGGCCCGCCGACCAAGAUUGGGCGCGAGGCGAAGGGCACUUUGUUUAGGCUCAUCCAGAGGGUUAGCGCCACCUACAGGAAUGUCUCAUUCUACACCAUCACCCCCAGCAAGAUGAAGAAGUUUGACUCGCUGUUCCAGAGAGAAACUGGCCGAGACAGAGAGAAGUCUCGCUCCUGGCUCAGCACCGGCUGGUUCACCAUGGUGAUCGCCAUCGAGCUGUGUGACAAUAUCAAAGUCUACGGGAUGGUGCCACCCAAUUACUGCGGACGGAGGCAAUCCAAGCGCAUGCCGUACCACUACUACAAGCCUCGCGGACCGGACGAGUGUGCCAUGUACAUGCAGAACGAGAAGGGUCGUCGUGGAAACCACCACCGCUUCAUCACCGAGAAACAGGUGUUUUCACGCUGGGCAAAGCUCUUCAACAUCACCUUCUCCAUCCCCACCUGGUAAAAAAUUAAAUACGGAACCAGCGGGAUGGCAGGAUUUUUUUUGGAACACAAUCUUAAUGAAUGUCUCUGAGGGGAGAGUUACUCAAAAGAGAAAGGUACUACCAAACAGAGAUUUCACUGCAGGAGCAGGCCUUCCUCCUGCGAGUAGAGGGGU
Molecule: messenger RNA, 1362 nt
Organism: Clupea harengus (Atlantic herring)
Lineage: Eukaryota; Metazoa; Chordata; Actinopteri; Clupeiformes; Clupeidae
Gene: st6galnac6
Product: alpha-N-acetylgalactosaminide alpha-2,6-sialyltransferase 6-like
Exons: 6
Coding region: 286-1209 (307 amino acids)
Biological process (GO): oligosaccharide metabolic process; ganglioside biosynthetic process
Molecular function (GO): alpha-N-acetylgalactosaminide alpha-2,6-sialyltransferase activity
Source: RefSeq, a predicted model, not a curated record